This is a messenger RNA of Stegostoma tigrinum, 4175 nucleotides long. RefSeq names its product cyclin-dependent kinase 4 inhibitor D-like. Gene Ontology annotation, cellular component: nucleus. Gene Ontology annotation, biological process: negative regulation of cell population proliferation; regulation of cyclin-dependent protein serine/threonine kinase activity. The record is from RefSeq and is a predicted model, not a curated record. The coding region runs from base 167 to 673 and encodes 168 amino acids. The transcript is spliced from 2 exons. Gene Ontology annotation, molecular function: cyclin-dependent protein serine/threonine kinase inhibitor activity; protein kinase binding. NCBI's taxonomy places the organism in Eukaryota, Metazoa, Chordata, Chondrichthyes, Orectolobiformes, Stegostomatidae.
GAUCCUUCUUCACUCCUCCCUGCAGUGGGAACGAGCUGAGUUGCCCGGCAAGCGGAGAGAGACUGCAGCCGCAACAACAUUGCGUUUUUGCCUUCGCCUCCAGUCUCGGAGCGCUUUAAAGCAAAGCUAAUAUUUAAACAUUGGGAAAUAUAAUAUAUACAUAAAUAUGGGGAAAACUAUGCCGGAUGGCGAGAAGUUGUCCCAGGCUGCCGUGCGGGGAGACUGGCAAAACGUGAAGCGUCUGCUGACCGAAGAAAAGGUGAACGCCAAUGCGGUGAAUAAAUUCGGACAAACCGCACUGCAGGUGAUGAUGCUGGGCAGUACAUUGGUCGCAGAGGAAUUGUUGAAGAAUGGGGCAGAGCCAAAUGUCCAGGAUAAAUGGGGCUUUACUCCAGCACAUGAUGUGGCCCGGAGUGGUUUCUUGGAUACCAUGAAGGUGCUGACAAAAUACAAGGCAAAUGUGAACAUCAAGAAUGCUGCAUGCUGCCUCCCCAUACACUUGGCUGCCCAAGAGGGCUACUUGGACCUUGUCCAGUACCUGGCUCCAAGAUCAAGCAUUCUGCAGAAGAACAUCAAUGGACAAACCCCACUGGAUCUUGCAAGGGCCUCCAAUAGAACUGAAGUAGUUGCCUGGUUAGAGCAGCAGUUGCAAACUAUACAGACCCAAACUUAACACUGAUUGAGGGCCUGUUAAGAAAUGCUGACAUUGCUUAUAUCUUACCUCUCUCACUGUAUGGUUUUAACUAUGCUGUGAACCCUACCUUUCCACCAUAUUGGACUCCUACUUUGCACUGCUAAUUGUGGACCCAUUGUUUAUGUUCCUUGUAAAAUUUUUAAUUUGAAUCACCCUUUUAAGGUUUUGAGUCAUUGUGCCAACUCCCCCAAAAACACGUGCUGGCCAUCUUGCAAAAAGUACCUUUAAAAAUAUGCCACUCAUUGACUGUUUACAUCUCCCGAUCAUUCAAAAUUUUGAAAAGGGGGAUUGGAAUCAGACAGUGUCAACUCAGUCAGGUUUUGUGCACACUUUGCCGCAAGAGCCCCAAGCAUUGUACAGUGUGCUGUGCAGGAAAGCUCCAAGGCGCACACAUCAACACAGUUCCAGAAAUUUACUGUUCCAUUUUGUGAGGAAAGUCGAAGGGAUUGCCCUCUUGACAGAAGAACCACAGACAGGACACUCAGGAGACGUCAACUGAAUGCGAAGGUCUACACUGAUUGUCUCCAAGGUUGAAAACAGCCUGAUCUUCAGCCUAGGACUCAUCAUUUUAAAAAAAAGCAUCUCCAAAUGGGAGAAAUCUUGUGGACUAAGGAGUUAAAAACCUGGGCCUUUUUAUUUUAAGUGCUGUGUGUUUACAAUAGUUUUAAAGUACUGUUUUUAAAAAAAGCAAAGCAAAAUGAGUUGUAUGUAUAUAUUAAAGUAGCUUUGUUAUUUUCUCCCUUUACUUUUACAUGGAAACAGACAGCAGCUAAUGUAGCGAUGAAUUUGAAUCAUUGGUGCUUUAAUAAUUCUGUAUAUAUGUAAGGGAAUGCAUUAUCAAGCUUAUUUAUAUUUGAAAAUUAAUUAUCCUUUAUCUUGAAAGCAUGGCUUUAAAUGAUUAUUUUUUAAAAAAUGGGAACACGAUUUUUAAAAUGUGAUCUCGUUAAGUUCGAUUUGAAUGUUGUUCAGUUAUAAGACCACUGGUUUGCAGUUUUUGUGGGAUAAGCAAACAAGACUGUGGACCACAAUGUACAGAACACAGAUUCCUGAAUCCCAGGGAAUAAAAGUGAAUUUAACACAAAGGCAGCAUAAAGAAGUAACCCUGCUUGUGUUAAACAGGCACUGAUUGUAAUGCCCUACCAACAAUACACUGCCAUAAUGACAUUGUCAUAGUAAAUGCUUUAUUGAGUGAGCAACAGUCCUGUGAACAUGAGGGCCCUUUUGUUCCUUGGCAGCUGUGAGUUGGUUAUAGACUAUUCUGUGCAUUGGAGGGUUGAACAAGAUUUUUUAACAUUGAGUCAGUACAUUGUGUUAGUGUCACUUAGGUGUGGUUGCUGAAUGCAAAUAAAUGGAUAAAAUAGUUCAGCCAGUGAAUGCUUUGGCAUUUCAACUUCUUUUUGCUUUGAAAACCGACUAGUAGCCACAUACAUCCAUGACUACCAAUUUCCACCUGUGCAGUAUUGCCCAAUUCUGUCCCCACGAGAAAUUGUGCUACUGAAAUCCUUGCCUAGACCUUCUUCCCUUCACGGUUGCUAAUUCUAAUUUGUCUUUGCUGCCCAUUUCCUUAGUCACACAAGGUCCAAUCCACUCAUCAAUAUGUGCUUUCACAAUGGCUCCUGGUCAAUCGGCACUUGAUAUUAAAAUUCUCAUCCUAACUUUCAAAUCCCUUUGUGACCAUGUCCCUCAUUCUCUCUAAACUCUGACAGCCCAAGACAGCCCAAAAGUCCUUUGACAUUUGCACUGUCUAAAUUCUAAACUUUUCAGCAUUUCUGAUUUUAACGGCUCUACCAAUAGUGGUCUGCAUUCAAUUGGAAUUCCUAGAUUCCCUAAACUUCUCCAAUUCUCUUCCUUCCUUUAGGACAUUUCUUCAUGUAUGCCUCUUUGAGCAAGCUUUUGGCCAUCUUCCCUAAUAUCUCUUUUUGUGGCUCAGCAUCAUAUAUGUUCCAUAAUGCUCCUCUAAAGGACUUUGGGGACAUUUUUGUUUCUUUUACAUUAAGCAAAGUUGUAACUAAAUUUCACUCAAGAUCCAUUAGAUGAAGUGGUUUUAAAAAAAAAAUGCUGUAAAUUAUCAGAUGGUCAGGCAGUGCUUGUGAAGAGAAAAACAGAGUUCAUGUUUUAGGUUGAUGAUCUUUUGUCUGAAGUGAUGCUAUAGAUACAGAAUUUUGUAGCUUAUGAAGCUUUGCCUAAAUGGUAGAACUAUGUCUUUUAGACAGACUCCAAUACAAUGCAUGGGAAUUACAAAUAGUUGGUUAUCUAUUCAGCUCCUGCAUGCAGGGGGACUUGUCAACCAGCAACUUCUUGCUGAGUGGAGAUGUUGUCUUUUGUUGGAUUUUGGUAUUACCUGAAUGGCACUGACCUGAAGGAACACUUGUUCCUUGGUUUUAAACUGAAGUCAUUCAUAGAAUCAUUACAGCACAGAAAGAGGCCAUUUGGCCCAUCAUGUGAUCUCCACCAAGUUCAGCAAGGAGGCAGCCUCCUUGUCUCUUGGUGGGAGAUGCAAGUUAAAUGGGUCCUGUGGAGGUCCUUUGGGAAUGAGACAGAAAAGGGAAUACCAAAAAAAAGUAUGUAUUCUAUUGCUUUCAGUUCCAAAUAUUUUAUUUCAAUUUAGUAUAUUUUUCACUUUCUAACAGUGAUGCAAUAGUAGAGAGACCAGAAUAAUGGGAGACUGUUUGCAAGUUCUGGUCAAUUUCUCCUCCCCUGCUCCCACACUUCAUUUUCCUCUGUCCUUUACAACCUUAUCUCACCACGAGAACAACAUCAUUCAACCCCAAAUGCAUUCUCAGUCACUCACUUGAAUCUUCAGUGCAUUGUACCUCUUUCUUUCGAGCCACUAUCAGCAGGCAGGCUACAGUCACCCCUACCUUGUCCUUCAGAGCUCCAGCUGUGUCUGCAUACCUCUUUUUGCACUUUUAAAAAGCUUUCCUAAAGUCUAUGCCUUUAAGCUAGACUUACUUUAUCCAUUCUAAUCUCUGCCUUUCUGAAUCUACAGACAUUCACAUUUUUGUCCGUUUUGUGACACACAUGGAAUUGUUUUUACAUUAAAAGCGCCACUUUAGACGCAUGUUGUUGUUGAGAGUGUUUGCCGUUUUAAACUGUUUGGGGUUUGUGUAGCGUGCAAAAAAAAAGUCAUUAUAUUAAGAAUGGUCAUUUGUGCACGGUAUUGGCUCACAAAUGUGGAGAUCUUUCCCAUUGGAUUCAUGGUCUCAGGGAAAAUGGUGAUUUGAGGAGAAAACAUAAGUUUGGGGUUGGGAAUGGGAUGGGGGAGGGGGAUGUUUGAAGACUUUAUAGGUUGCUAUAUUGUAAUUUGGUUGAUGUUGCACAUAAUUAUAUUUAUAAUGUUGAAUUUGUUUGGUGGAUAUUAUACUUUUUUAAAAAUCUGCAAAUAAAUUAUAUCACUUUUUCGGAAAGUUUCAAUGCGGACAACAGUAGGAUUUUAUUUAUUUGUUCAACAUGGGCCACACAGAUGACAAUGUUGAAGGUU